Messenger RNA from Thamnophis sirtalis, 4160 nucleotides. NCBI's taxonomy places the organism in Eukaryota, Metazoa, Chordata, Lepidosauria, Squamata, Natricidae. The record is from RefSeq and is a predicted model, not a curated record.
UGUACACUAUCUAGAAGCCUGCUGGUAUAGAGUUGGCAGAUAAAUCACAUAACUAAAUCAAUAAAAUAUGAUAAAUGCAAUGUAAAAUUUUGAUUUGUAUUCCUCUGCCAUCUUUAAAAACAAUACAUGUUUUAUUUUAUUUUAGGACGUGUAGGAACUCCUCAUUUUAUGGCUCCAGAAGUAGUAAAAAGAGAGCCUUAUGGAAAGCCUGUAGAUGUAUGGGGCUGUGGAGUUAUUCUUUUUAUUCUGCUUAGUGGUUGUUUACCUUUUUAUGGUACAAAAGAAAGAUUGUUUGAAGGCAUUAUCAAAGGAAAAUACAAGAUGAAUCCCAGACAGUGGAGCCAUAUAUCUGAAAGUGCCAAAGAUCUAGUUCGGCGCAUGCUAAUGCUUGACCCAGCUGAGAGAAUAACUGUUUAUGAGGCACUUAAUCAUCCUUGGCUGAAGGAGCGUGAUCGCUAUGCAUACAAGAUUCAUCUUCCAGAAACUGUGGAACAGCUGAGAAAAUUCAAUGCAAGAAGAAAAUUGAAGGGGGCAGUACUGGCAGCUGUAUCAAGCCACAAAUUCAAUUCCUUCUAUGGUGAUCCCCCUGAAGAACUGCCAGAUUUCUCGGAAGACCCAACUUCCUCAGGACUUCUAGCUGCAGAAAGAGCAGUUUCACAGGUGUUAGACAGCCUAGAAGAAAUUCAUGCACUUACAGAUUGCAGUGAAAAAGACUUAGACUUUCUGCAUAGUGUUUUUCAAGAUCAGCAUCUUCAUACAUUACUAGAUCUCUAUGACAAAAUUAAUACAAAAUCUUCACCACAAAUAAGAAAUCCACCAAGCGAUGCUGUACAGAGAGCCAAAGAGGUACUGGAAGAAAUUUCAUGUUACCAAGAAAAUAGUGAUGCAAAAGAACUUAAACGUAUUUUAACUCAACCUCAUUUCAUGGCCUUACUCCAAACUCAUGAUGUAGUGGCACAUGAAGUUUACAGUGAUGAAGCAUUAAGAGUUACUCCACCUCCCACAUCCCCAUAUUUAAAUGGAGAUUCUCCAGAAAGCAUAAAUGGAGACAUGGACAUGGAGAAUGUCACAAGAGUGCGAUUGGUUCAGUUCCAAAAAAACACAGAUGAACCAAUGAUUGUAAUUGUGCCACUUUAUGUUACUGCUUCUAUAGGUACACUUCAUGUAGGGGAUGAAAUUCGGGAAAUAAACGGAAUUAGUGUGGCAAAUCAAACAGUGGAACAACUUCAGAAAAUGCUUAGAGAAAUGAGAGGCAGCAUCACCUUCAAGAUUGUGCCAAGUUAUCGCACUCAAUCUUCUUCAUGUGAGAGAGAUUCCCCCUCUACAUCCAGACAGUCCCCAGCUAAUGGCCAUAGCAGCAUUAACAAUUCUAUUUCGGACUUGCCAUCAACAACACAACCGAAAGGACGACAGAUAUAUGUAAGAGCACAAUUUGAAUAUGAUCCAGCAAAAGAUGAUCUUAUUCCCUGCAAGGAAGCUGGUAUCAGAUUUAGAGUUGGUGAUAUUAUCCAGAUUAUUAGCAAAGAUGAUCACAAUUGGUGGCAGGGUAAACUCGAGAAUUCAAAAAAUGGAACUGCAGGUCUCAUUCCUUCUCCUGAGCUUCAGGAAUGGCGAGUAGCUUGUAUUGCUAUGGAGAAGACUAAACAAGAGCAGCAGGCAAGCUGUACUUGGUUUGGAAAGAAAAAGAAGCAGUACAAAGACAAAUAUUUAGCAAAGCACAAUGCAGUGUUCGAUCAAUUAGAUCUUGUCACCUAUGAAGAAGUGGUAAAAUUGCCUGCAUUCAAAAGGAAAACACUUGUUUUAUUAGGAGCACAUGGUGUUGGGAGAAGACAUAUUAAAAAUACACUAAUUACAAAACAUCCAGACCGAUUUGCAUAUCCUAUUCCACAUACAACCAGGCCACCAAAGAAAGAUGAAGAGAAUGGAAAGAAUUAUUACUUUGUAUCACAUGACCAAAUGAUGCAGGACAUUUCCAACAAUGAAUAUUUGGAAUAUGGUAGCCAUGAAGAUGCAAUGUAUGGGACAAAACUGGAAACAAUACGGAAGAUCCAUGAACAGGGAUUAAUUGCAAUACUUGAUGUAGAGCCUCAGGCCUUGAAGGUCCUGAGAACUGCAGAGUUUGCUCCUUUUGUUGUUUUUAUUGCUGCACCUACAAUUACCCCAGGCAUUAAUGAGGAUGAAUCUCUUCAACGCUUGCAAAAGGAAUCAGAAAUCUUACAGAGAACAUAUGCACACUACUUUGACCUUACAAUUAUCAACAAUGAAAUUGAUGAAACAAUCAGGCAUCUGGAAGAAGCUAUUGAGCUUGUUUGUAAAGCGUCGCAAUGGGUUCCUGUUUCCUGGAUAUAUUAAUCCAAUUACCAGAAGAAUGUGAUCAUUAUUGGAAGCCACCUCAUACUUGGAAAAACCUCUUUGUUAUUGACCUAUGUCAACAGGUCUUGGCCCCUAGAGACUACCUAGAUGUAGUGUGACCUACAUUUAUAAUUAUUGUCAUGUCUUUAUAGCUAGGCAAAAAAAUAUGAUAAUUUAAAGAGACAGUAUCUUUUUUAAUCAGUUCUAAAUUUUAUUACAAUGUAUCUUUAAAUAUAUGUAUUCAAUCUUUUGGAAUGUUAUAUUUUUGGAACUCAUAGCUUUUAAUUUCAAAGCCCCCUAAAACUGCACAAAAUAGAUGCUGCUUUCUAUAAUCUAUUUUAAUAAUAAUGUGAUCUUUACUUUAAUUGGGGGUGGAACAUUGCAUCUUUUAGAGUCUGAUUUUAUGAAUUGGAUUGAGUUGCUUUCCUUUAUUUAUUUGAAAUUAUUAGCCCAAUCAUGACCAGAUCAAUACUUAUAUUCUAAUGGCCUUCUGCUUUUUAAAAUCAUUUUUAGAGUAGCGUUUUGAAGUAUUUUGGUUUAAUAGGCAGAUAAUGUGAUACUGUCUCUUUGAAGAACUCUGUAAAACUGAAUAGAGAUUUGAAGUUGGGUCUUGACUCUUAAUGCAUGUGGACAGUUGCAAGCGUUCAUGCCGUUGGUGUAUCUGUGUUGAAAAAACUGUAGUCUACAACCAAGUACAUUCCGUUCAUGGGGGGAAGAUACCCAAGGGAAUAAAAUAAAAUACUAUGACUAAGUUGUAAAACCUAUGCACAUCCCUUGCAUUUUGGGCAAAUUUAUAAACAAAACUCUUAAUUUUUAUUAUUAAUCAUGUAGUGAAAUGUGUUUGUAAUUUUGUCUCAAAUUAAUUUGUUGUAAAGAUGGGAGGGGGGAAAAUUACUGGUUUUGCCAUUUCAGAUCUGUGUUGUCUGAGAGUAUUACCGUUUUAAUUAUGUUUAAGCAAAUAUGCUGAUUUUUAAUAUGUAUGUAAUUGUUUUGAAAAUGCACAUAUUUUAAGAGAAAAUACUGUGCAAUGAAAGAAACCCAGUUUAGGCUUUGCGAUAAAUUAACAGUUCCAAAAAACUCAGCUGCUGCAGCCCUGUAAAUUCUUUUCAGAUUCUAUAUAACCAUUUUUUAAAGUUUUAUUUUAAAUAUACUUCAUUUUACGUGUUCAACGAUUAAAUGCCUUGAGUCAUUCAUUUCAUCACAGGAUUCUACAAUUACUUAAGAAAAACAAUUUUUUGUAGAUAAUUAGAAAAAAGUUCUCUCAUCUUUGUGAUAUUUGACAUUCAUGCUUUAAUUGCACACUCACUCUGCAAAUAAGGGUUGCUUCAUACAUUCAUAUAUUCACAUUUUAGCACUUGCUUGUAUUAUACAUGCUGAAAAGUAUAUAUUCCCAAAACACAUUGUAAUAAAAUAAAUAUAUGGUUUAGAUUAAAUGGAUUUUCCAAUUGGCCAUGACUCGCUGAGCUAUAUGCUCUGGUUGGAAAAAGUACAACCUUGACAAUGUGUGGAACAGUCCUAAAUCUUAGAUAUGGAGCCUUAAGCAAAUUUUACCAUAAAUUCAUCUCAGGGUUAUUGCUAUAUUCUGAUUUCUCUAACCAAUGUCUUAGCAAGGAUAACAUCUGUUCCCCAUCAUAACAGGAGAUUGUGCAUUAUCAAUCCCAGUUUUUAAUAUCUUUGUGACUCAAAUUUCCAUGUAUCACUGGUAUUACUGUAUCUUGGACUGAUUGUUUUACAUUUUUAUUAUUUAAUAUGGAUUCUUUGCUUUUGUUAUUAAAUUCCAGUAUGUUUUUGAAAAGUGUUAUCUUCAA